AUGCCCGACAACGGAGUGACUGUCGGUUCUCGUUUUAAAAUUCUCGAACCAGCUCCGACUGGCUUUAAACGGCUAGGUCGAUACCUCGUCCGUCGAAGUGCCUGGGGUCUGCUGCAGCAAAUCAGAGGAAAUAGCUCAUACCUUUUCGCAGAUUAUAGCUUCCUUCACGGUAUCUCCUGCGAGCUGUGUCUCUGUCAACCACACCCUAUUUUCCAUCGACCAUUUUCCGUCUGCCAUUUUCCGUCAGCCAUUUUCCGUUUGCCAUUUGUGUCAGCCAUUUUCCAUCAGACUUUUUCUGUCGGCCAAUCUCCGUCGGCCAUUUCCGUCAGCCGUUUUCCGCUAGCCAUUUUCCGUCGGCCAAUCUCCGUCGGCCAUUUCCGUCAGCCGUUUUUCGCUAGCCAUUUUCCGUCGGCCAUUUCCGUCAUCCAUUUUCCGUCAGCCAUUUCCGUCACUCAUUUUUCGUCGGCCAUUUUCUGUCGGCUAUUUCCGUCAGACAUUUUCAGUCGGCCAUUUUCCGUCAGCCAUUUUCCGCCAGCUUCUUGCCAUCAGGCUUUUACGGCGACCUUUUCCAUCGUCCAAAUCCUAAAUAGAUACAAACUAAAUUCUCUCUCUCUCUCUCUCUAUUUUCUCUCUCUUUCUCGCGCUUUCUAUCUCUCUCUCUUUCUCACGCUUUUUAUCGCUAUCUCUAUCUCUUUCUCUCUAUUCUCUCUUUUUCUUACGCUUUCUAUCUCUAUCUCUUUCUCUCUAUUCUCUAUUCUCUCUCUCUUUCUCACGCUUUCUCUCUCUAUCUCUUUCUCUCUAUUCUCUCUAUUCUCUCUCUCCUCUUUUCUCACGCUUUCUAUCUCUUUCUCUUUCUCUCUAUUCUCUCUCUCUCUCUUUCUCACGCUUUCUAUCUCUUUCUCUUUCUCUCUAUUCUCUCUCUCUCUUUCUCACGCUUUCUAUCUCUUUCUCUUUCUCUCUAUUCUCUCUCUCUCUUUCUCACGCUUUCUAUCUCUUUCUCUUUCUCUCUAUUCUCUCUCUCUCUCUUUCUCACGCUUUCUAUCUCUAUCUCUUUCUCUCUAUUUUCUCUCUCUCUCUCUCUCACUCUCUCUCACUCUCUCUCUCCCACUCCGCGAUCAUUUGACACUCAAUAUAGGACAGACCUGA
Messenger RNA from Acanthosepion pharaonis, 1146 nucleotides. NCBI's taxonomy places the organism in Eukaryota, Metazoa, Mollusca, Cephalopoda, Sepiida, Sepiidae. The record is from the annotation of a GenBank genome assembly.